Messenger RNA from Rhinocladiella mackenziei CBS 650.93, 2775 nucleotides. RefSeq lists its product as uncharacterized. The transcript has a single exon. Gene Ontology annotation, molecular function: ATP hydrolysis activity; ATP binding. The coding region runs from base 1 to 2775 and encodes 924 amino acids. The record is from RefSeq and is a predicted model, not a curated record. Gene Ontology annotation, cellular component: mitochondrion; cytoplasm. NCBI's taxonomy places the organism in Eukaryota, Fungi, Ascomycota, Eurotiomycetes, Chaetothyriales, Herpotrichiellaceae.
AUGCCCUCGUCGUCUCAAAAUCUAAGCCUAAGUAUUACGAACCCACUGGUCCUGUAUCGCGCCCUCGUCGCAACUAAGAAAAUCAAACCUGACCCAGCACAACAUCGUCUAGCAUUGCAUUUACAGAAACUCUAUUUCCGGCUCAAGGACUACGCCCCAGAAGUCGAGUAUCGGUAUCGUCUUGAGAAGAUCGGUCGGGGCGUUGGUAUCUCCAGACAUUCUAGCGCCAGACCCACAACACGCACACAAGAUGGCGCCGUGCAGGGGAAUUCCGCCCCCGAAGAAGGAUCUACGGAGCCGCCGUCCAGAAGUCUCUUGUCACGUUUAUCAUUAUUCAGAUCCAGCCCAGCCGUGUCCUCCUUAGCAUUAACGCGGACAACGCCCCUGCACGACUCAGCGCUCGCGAUAAACUCUCCCCUCGGCAUGCUCUUAUACGGCGAAGUCGGCCGGGGAAAGUCCAUGCUCCUGGACCUCCUAUACAAUUCGCUUCCGUCGAAGAAGAAGCGGCGCUGGCACUUCAACACGUUCAUGCUGGAUGUUUUCCGACGCAUUGAACUCGCCAGGCUCGAGAGGUCGGAAGUAGCUCAUCACUCCCAAUUUGGAUCCCGGUCGAGCAUAUUUGGUCUGUACGGUAGCUCGGGGAUAUCGGAACACGAACAUGUUGUCCUGAGCCUAGCCAAGGAUACCAUUAGUGAAAGUCCAAUUUUGUUUCUGGAUGAAUUUCAGAUGCCGGACAGGACAUCGUCCAAGCUGAUCAACUCCUUUUUCACAGCUUUUUUCCAUCUUGGUGGAGUACUUGUCGCAAGCUCGAAUCGGAUGCCAGAGGAGUUGAGCAAGGCUGCGGGAAUUGAGUUUGGAAACCAAAGAGAGGGAUCGGGUAUUGGUGGUGGUCUGUUUGGUUUGGGAUGGGGUCUGAGUCGGGAAAGUGAAGGCCAGAGAGCGGCGAAGACGGAUUUUGGCCAGUUCCUUGAAGUGCUCCGGACAAGGUGUGAGGUCUGGGAGAUGGAAGGGGAGAGGGAUUGGAGGAGAGAGGAAUAUGAUACCGAAGAAUUGGAUGCAAGUGGUGAAUCGAUAGAGACAAACACAGUGGACAGAACACCCAUCUCUACUUUGUCCGCCGCCGUCGCAGAACGAUCGACCUCAGCCUCGACUUCAUCAGCUGAUUCACCACCACACUACCACAUCAGUCUGCCAUCUUCCCACACCUCAUCUCUCACAGAUUCUUCUUUCGAAAAUGACCGGCGCCUCCUCAACCCCUCCAACACCUGGAGACCAACAACCCUAACCAUCUACGCACGCCAGCUCUACCUUCCCACCGUCUACAAGGGUAUUCUGAAAUCGACCUUCGCAGACCUCUGCACCACCUAUCUCGGUCCCGCCGAUUACGUAUCUCUAUGCUCGACAUUUCACACGCUCAUCCUCACAGACGUCCCUGUUCUUACCGCAGUCAAGAAAAACGAAGCACGCCGCUUCAUCACGCUUCUUGACGCCCUGUACGAGGCCAAGUGCAGAUUGCUGAUUGAAGCCGAGGCCCCGCCCGACAGAUUGUUCUUCCCAGAGGCAAAAGUCCGGACACGAAUGAGGACAACUUCGACUGUGCCGGACGGAGGUGGUGGUGUGCUGCCAUACACUGCAACGAUAAGAGGAGGUGGACCGGAGGGUGCGAGUGAUAUCUUUGUCGAUGACCAUGAUGAGGCAGAUUCAAUCAUCUCCGAAUCCUUCUCGGAAAUCUACCAGGAUUCCAUGGCGCCGUUUCGACCAAACAUAUCAUCUUAUACUGACAACGACACCCGACACCUGAUAUCACUAUCUCCAUCGCUAUCGGACGAUCCAAGGACUAAUACACUAUCAUCCUUCACGCCAUCUCUUCAAAACCCAAGCCUUCGAACCGUUCUUGCCAAUGAAGAUGCAGACUUCGGCCCUACGUACGAUAAUGGGCGAGGACAUGGGAUCUCGAAUUCGUCCACACCUGCUCAUCCUCCCAUGCCUUUCGCCACUGGCGCUGGGCCGGAUUUCACAUCCACGACCGCAUUGACGGGUGAAGAUGAGAAAUUCGCAUACAAGCGGGCGAGAAGUAGACUCUGGGAAAUGUGUGGGAGGCGGUGGUGGGAUGAGAGGUUACCAUCGGCACUUCCAUCUUCGUCCACAUCGCCGUUCUCAACGUCGCGACGGGAGGAGGAGCUGCAGCAGCAGCAGGGUGAUUCUACAACAAAGUCAAAGUCCAUCUCCGCGACUACGAACGUCAAUAGUAAUGACAAUGUUGAUGUUGAUGUGAAGCAUGGCAAUGGUACCGGAACCAAUGCCGAAUGGUUCGAGGGCGUUGAUGGAGUGGAGCGGUGGUGGCGCCCCAUCUCUCGCGACGGGCGGUUCUGGGAACGUUUCAACGAUGACAAGAAUCAGAAGCAGAAUCAAAACCCGGUCUCGGACUCGGUUACCACCUCUACCUCUUCCUAUCCCACUUCAUCUUCCUCGUCGUCUUCUCCUUCGUCAAAUACUCCAACCCCGAACACAAACCUCUUCCGCCAUGAUACCUUAUCGUACCGUACUCAUGAGCCUCCACCGCCAAAGUUCGCAUGGUACCAUGCAUGGGGAAUGAUGGAGUGGGGAAAGAAAGCUGGGGAGUGGGGAAAGGGCGUUGAUGGGGAUCGAGUUCGGGCUCAGGCUCGAAAGAAGGACUCGGAUUCGGAUUCGAUGGAGACAAACUCCAACACGAGGGAUGAAGACGGUGAUGCUAGAACUGGUGGCCAUCAUGGCGUUGGGGAGAAGAAAUCAUGA